Molecule: messenger RNA, 687 nt
Organism: Eremothecium sinecaudum
Lineage: Eukaryota; Fungi; Ascomycota; Saccharomycetes; Saccharomycetales; Saccharomycetaceae
Gene: OCA1
Product: putative tyrosine protein phosphatase OCA1
Exons: 1
Coding region: 1-687 (228 amino acids)
Biological process (GO): protein dephosphorylation
Molecular function (GO): phosphatase activity
Source: RefSeq, a predicted model, not a curated record
AUGGCAGACUGCGAAGAUAAUAGGGAGGUGCGUAGUGGCUCUCAAAGCAGGGGGGACGAUAUAAUACUGGUUCCGCGGGCCCGUAACGAUCCUAUAGUACCGCCUCUGAACUUCUGUCCUGUAGAACGCUUCCUAUACCGGAGUGGACAACCUUCCGCGGUUAAUUUCCCCUUCCUACUGAACCUAGGUCUGCGGACCAUCAUAUGGCUUGCCAACGAAGAACCCCAGGACGCCCUUCUGGCUUUCUGCGACCUACACGACAUACGGCUCCAGUUUGCUGCAAUUAAUCCCGACGGCGGUGAGGAUGACAAUCCCUGGGAUGGUUUAACUGAGCAUUCGAUAGUCUCCGCGUUGCAGACGAUCGUUGACCAGGCCAACUACCCGCUGCUUGUUUGUUGUGGUAUGGGGCGGCACCGUACGGGCACUGUGAUUGGCUGUCUCCGAAGAAUCAUGGGCUGGAAUCUCGCAAGUGUUUCAGAAGAAUACCGCAGAUUUACAGGUUCAAGAGGUGGCAGAAUCCUUGUGGAACUACUCAUUGAGACCUUUGAUACUAAGUCUGUAACUAUUGACAGAGAAAAGGCGCCAGCCUGGUUGGUCAGUGCCAUUGACGGCGCUGGAAGUAUAUACACAACAGAGACCAUUACUACAGAGGAUGUUGGCGAUCAUCACAGUAAUGAUCAAUGCUAG